Molecule: messenger RNA, 1201 nt
Organism: Trichoderma asperellum CBS 433.97
Lineage: Eukaryota; Fungi; Ascomycota; Sordariomycetes; Hypocreales; Hypocreaceae
Molecular function (GO): 8-oxo-dGDP phosphatase activity
Source: RefSeq, a predicted model, not a curated record
CUCAGCUCUUCAUCCAGUCCGGUCUGUUGUGAGACAAACAUCCGCACCAGCUUAGCCGUUAUAACUUCUUCUUCACUCUUCUUCAGGGGCGUCUCAUCAAGCAUCAAGUAAUUGUCUUGUUCCCGCCGUCAUGGCCGCCCCCACCACUCGCCCAUCAUCAGGGCUCCUGGACCUCAUCACAAUCUUUGACAACGCACCCCUCGACUUCGAACUCAACCACCAUCCCUACUACCGUCUCAUCCUGGCCCCCGAUGACCGCGUCCACGGCUACAUCCACCCAACCACCAUCGCCCGCAUGCCCUGGCCGCCAUCCUUCUCCAUCAACCACGACACGCGCCAAGUCAUCCUCUCCGCCCCUCCGGCCAGCACCUCUCCCUCCGACCACGCCAACUCCGCCUUCCAGCAAGCCGUAGACGCCGCCAUCGACGGCAACAUCUUCCCCACGCUCAACGGCCUCCACAGCGAGUACUUCCUCGUCCCCGGAGCCCGGCACUUUGUCCAGAUCGAGCGCUUCGCCGCCGCCCUCUUCGGCAUCGCCACCCGCGGCGCCCACCUCACGGCCUACACAAGGGACGCCGCCACCGGCGAGCUGCGCAUCUGGGUCGCCCGGCGGAGCAAGACGCUGCACACCUACCCGGGCAUGCUGGACAGCACCGUCGCCGGCGGCGUCAAGGCCAGCGAUUCCCCCCUGGACUGCAUCCUCGCCGAGUCCAUGGAGGAAGCGUCGCUGCCGCAAUCCCUCGUGGCGCCUCGCCUGCGCGCCACGGGGGCCAUCACAAUGGUGAACCGCAACCCGCGCUCGGAGCUGGUCCACUCGGAGAUUCUGUACACUUACGACUUGGAACUUUCCGGCCAGGGGGAGCAGGUGCCGCGCCUGGGCGACGACGGGGAGGUCGAGGAGUUUGUGCUGAUGAGCUGCGACGAGGUUGAGCGGCGCAUGCUGGCGGGCGAGUUCAAGACGAAUGUGUGCGCCGUCAUGAUUGAUUUCCUGAUUCGCCAUGGGAGGAUCACGCCGGAGACUGAGCCGGACUAUGUGGAGAUUUGCAUGAGGCUGCAGAGGAGGCUGCCGGUGCCGACGAGGUCGGAUGUGUAGAGUGAAGUUGGUUCAGAAGCAUCAUGAGAUAGAUAGAUAUGUAUGUAUGUAUAUAGAGUAAAGACUAUGGAGUAAUACCUAGAUCAAGUACACAAAUGUUAAACACGU